Triticum turgidum subsp. durum (durum wheat) is the source of this 1209-nucleotide messenger RNA. NCBI's taxonomy places the organism in Eukaryota, Viridiplantae, Streptophyta, Magnoliopsida, Poales, Poaceae. The record is from the annotation of a GenBank genome assembly.
AUGGCGAGGAGCCGGCAGUCCAUCCUCCUGGCCUUCGCCGUCGGAGCAAUGGCGGCGGUGCUGCUGGCCUCCCCGGCGGCGGCCAAGAGCUACAACAUCACCAAGAUCCUGGCGGCGCACCCGGAGUUCUCCAAGUUCAACGCGAUGCUGAGCAAGACGCGGCUCGCGUCCGACAUCAACCGGCGCCAGACCAUCACCGUGCUGGCCCUGGACAACUCGGCCAUGGCGGCGCUGGACCACUACACGCUGCCGACCGUCCGCCACAUCCUUUCCCUGCACGUCCUCGUCGACUACUACGGCAACAAGAAGCUCAAGCAGCUCUCGCGCGGCGCCACCGCCUCCGCAUCCAUGUUCCAGUCGACGGGGACGGCGUCGGGCAUGUCGGGGUACGUGAACAUCACGUCCCACAAGGGCGGCAAGGUGGAGUUCGUCAGCCAGGAUGCCGACGACACCGUCAAGCCUUCCCGCUACGUCAAGUCCAUCAAGGAGAUCCCCUACGACAUCUCCGUGCUCGAGAUCGCCUCCGUGCUCUCCUCCUCCGAGGCCGAGGCGCCCGUCCCGCCGCCGGCACCCGUCGACCUCAUCGAGCUCCUCUCCAAGAAGCACUGCAAGUCCUUCGCAGGGCUCAUCUCCGGCAACGCCGACGUCUUCCGCACGCUCAACGACACCAAGGACAACGGCCUUACCCUCUUCUGCCCCGUCGACGCCGCCGUCGCCGCCUUCAUGCCCAAGUACAAGAACCUCACGACCAAGGCCAAGACGGCCAUCCUGCUCUACCACGGCGUGCCGGACUACUUCUCGCUGCAGCUGCUCAAGUCCAACAACGGCAUGGUCUCCACGCUCGCCACCACCAGCGAGGUCAAGAAGGACUACAGUUAUGACGUCCAGAACGACGACGAGAAGGUCACCCUCGUCACCAAGGUCGUCACCUCCACCGUCACCGCCACCGUCGGCGACAGCGAGCCGCUCGCCGUCUACGCCGUCUCCAAGUUCUUGAAGCCAAAGGAGCUGUUCAAGGUCGCCCAGGCGCCAACGCCCGCCCCGUCAAAGAAGGGCAAGAAGGAGGCUGGCGACGACGACGACUCGUCUGACGACGAAGAUUCCGAUGAUGCCACCACUGAUAAGGGUGAUGCCGCGCCAGCGGUAUACGGGCGAUGGGCCACCGCGGCUGCGACGGCGGGAGCAGUAUUGGCAUUGUUGAUGGCCUAA